Anolis sagrei ordinatus is the source of this 1541-nucleotide messenger RNA. It is a transcript of the gene ZCCHC17, whose product is annotated as zinc finger CCHC-type containing 17. Lineage: Eukaryota; Metazoa; Chordata; Lepidosauria; Squamata; Anolidae. Gene Ontology annotation, biological process: RNA stabilization. Gene Ontology annotation, molecular function: RNA binding; zinc ion binding. The record is from RefSeq and is a predicted model, not a curated record.
AAGGAAGCGCGUCUGUUGGGGUUUCCGGAAAGGCGGACGUGCUGAGUGGCGGAGGACAGCGUCCACAGGCGUCAAACGGCUCUGAAGAAGGAGGAGGGGUUUUGAAAAUCUGACUGAGGCAUCAUGGUGCCAAGGAAUAACAUAAAACAUACAGAAGAAAGGGUAACCAGAAGAUUUAUGUGAUCUCCCAGUAAGCUGCACUAGUUAAGACAAUGGAAGUAUUUCCAGAACUGUAUGACAUAUUCCAGGGAGAGGUUGCUUCUGUAACAGAUUAUGGAGCAUUCAUCAAAAUUCCAGGAACAAGUAAACAAGGCCUUGUACACAAAAGUCAUAUGUCACAUUGCCGAGUGGAUAUUCCCUCAGAGCUGGUGGAUGUUGGUGAAAAAGUGUGGGUGAAACUGAUUGGAAAAGAGAAGACAGACAACAAGCUGAAAUUUUCUCUUUCCAUGAAGGUUGUUAAUCAAGGAACCGGAAAGGACCUCGACCCCAACAAUGUUGCCCUUGAUCAAGAUGCCCGAAGGAAGCAGUCAUUCAAGGACUAUACGAGCCAGAAAAUUACUCUAGAAGCUGUCCUAAACACAGUUUGCAAGAAGUGUGGUUGCCCAGGUCAUUUCGCAAAAGAUUGCUUCAUGCAGCCCGGAGGGACCAAGUACACUCUUAUACCAGAGGAAGAAGAAGCCCUUCCAGAAAACAAAAAUGAGGCUCAUAUAUCUGAGAAUUCCAUAAAGAAGAAGAAGAAGAAGGGCAAAAAGAAACACAAGAGCAAAGUCCCUUCUGAACUGGAAGUUUCUGACAGUGAUGAUUUAGAGGGUGGCAGCCAGUCAGCCAGGAAGAAAAGGAAAGUGGCUGAAAAAGCCCUCAAGAAGAAGAAAAAGAAGCACCAUAAGAAGAAGCACAAGGAUUGAGAAACACCGAACGGACAACAGGUCCUCCUAACACAGCAUGUAUUUCUUGUCCCCGUUGGGCUCCCAUCAUCGGCUGGAAAGAAGAAUCGCUGAAGCAAAGAGAAUUGCAUUUGCAGUCUUUCUGACCACGCUGUCCUUUUCCUCUUGGGUACAAGUAUUCCUCAGGUCAAGGAUGGGUCCUGGGCCUCACUGUUGUGACCCCUGAAUGUACAACUCUUUCAGCAUGACCCCCCCCCCCCAAUUGUUCUCAAAUACAUCUGCAGCAAAAAGCAACUUCCCCAAACCUGUGAAAACAUUUCCAAAUACCUUCUUCAAGCCUCAAAGAUCUUCAGGCAUAUUUCAGCCAAAUAGCUGUAUUCCAACCAUGAUGAUAAUGGAAUCUUUUCCAUUUACCAUUUUGGCAGAGAUACUGCCAGUGAGCAGUAUGUUAUUAUUUGGGCUCUGUUGAAGGCAAGGGCUCAUGUGUAUUUCGUUCGGUGUCAAGAGGAUCAGAAAAGCGACCUCUUCAGUUGCCAAUCCUUGCUUUCCAUUACAGCUGUUUAUAUAUUUGCUUUUAUUCCUGAACUGUAACCUGUACAUAACAGUAGGUCCGGUAUGCAAUAAUAAAUGCAAAACUUUUGAUGGAAAAAUAUUAAA